UUUUUUCACCUCUCUCUUUCUUUAUUUCUUUUUAUGUUUUACUUCUUUUAGUUCUUGUUUGAAAUGAAAUCCAAUCUUCAAUCUUUCAACCUUCUAAGCAAAGCAAAGCUCUAGCAAAACCCAAUAAAGCAAUAGUAAUAUCAAACCCCAUACCAAAUAUCAAACUUACAAGUGUCCCCUUUCUUUCUCUCUCUUUUGCUUUUUGUUUCUAGUUAUAAUUUUCGUUUUAAUAACUGUUAUUAUCUUUAUAAAUUAACUAUAAGUGUCCUGAGAAGUUGGAGCUUGAAGAAGAAAAGAGAGGUCUGAGAGCAAGCCUCUGUUUGCCCAGAGAUGGGUACUUUGACUGCUUCUCUUGUGCUUCCAUCUGAGCUAAAGCCUUCCUCACUCUCUCAACUUCACCAACAUAGCUCUCUUUUCAUCCACAGAAGAAGAUCACCCAAGAAGCACCAAUCUAUUGUCCCUGUUGCAAGGUUGUUUGGACCAGCAAUCUUUGAAGCUUCAAAGCUGCAGGUUCUGUUCCUAGGAGUUGAUGAAAAGAAGCAUCCAGGGCAGCUUCCAAGAACUUAUACACUCACACAUAGUGAUAUAACCUCUAAGCUCACUCUGGCCAUCUCUCAAUCAAUAAACAACUCUCAGUUACAGGGGUGGUACAAUAAGUUUCAGAGAGAUGAAGUUGUAGCAGAGUGGAAGAAAGUCCAGGAGAAAAUGUCUCUCCAUGUUCACUGUCACAUAAGUGGUGGCCACUUUCUAUUAGAUCUCUGUGCUAGGCUCAGAUUCUUCAUCUUCUCCAAGGAACUCCCUGUGGUUUUGAAGGCCUUUGUACAUGGAGAUGGGAAUUUGUUCAACAACUAUCCAGAAUUAGAGGAAGCUCUGGUUUGGGUAUAUUUUCACUCCAACAUUCCAGAAUACAACAAGGUGGAGUGUUGGGGGCCACUCAAGGAUGCUGCAGCACCUUCUAAGGUUAGUAGUUGUGGGUCCUACAAAGACAAAGGAGAUGAAACCCCAUCAAUAAGCAACUGGGAGAUGCCAAAGCCAUGCCAAGAGAACUGCACAUGUUGCUUUCCACCAAUCAGCUUGUUGAUCCCUUGGUCACCAAGAUCUAUCGGGUCAGGAUCGGACUCAAUGGACCCACCAAACCCAACUCCAACAAACAACAACUACAAAGAUGGUCUUACACAACUCUAUGAUUGAUUUGUUUUUCUAAUUAUUAUUAUUUUUUUAAAUUUUCUUCACAUGUUACAAAUUGUUAUUUGUUGUUGUUGUGGAUGUAAAUACAGAAGUCCUUGUAUUUUCAGCAUUUUCUUGUCUGCCCUUUCUGGGAUGUGAUUCCAACAUAAAUCAAAGGGGUGUAUUACCAGAAAGAGUAAUAUUAUGAAUAUACUCUUAUCAAUUCAGAAAUUAUUCAGAAUCUU
Molecule: messenger RNA, 1412 nt
Organism: Camellia sinensis
Lineage: Eukaryota; Viridiplantae; Streptophyta; Magnoliopsida; Ericales; Theaceae
Source: RefSeq, a predicted model, not a curated record